CAAGCAGAGUUGGACAGUCGCCGUCGUCUGCUAUCAUUUGGAUGGAUUGCUUGGGACGUACUUGCUGAAAUCAAGAAAGAAGGCACCGUUAGGGAAUCAAAAUUCAUCGUAACAGCAGAUCCACUAUGUGGACAAAUUUCCACUCGUAUGAGAACCUUUUGUGACAACAAUCAAGAAGAUUUCAAUCGGACGAUCACUACUUUGAAAGAAAAACUGGAGGUUGUGAAAAGAUAUUGCCAGAAGUAUAAAGGCUUGGCUGAACUAGUGUACGUGCUCUGUAAAUGGGCUGACCUGGAACGGCUGUGUGAAGGACGGGUGAGACGGGAGCAUUUAUGCGUGCUGUUGCUUCAGUUUGGUAUUGGUCAUAUGAAAAGCGAAAAUAUUACCUCGUUUGCUUUCCUCGAACGUGUAGACAGAGUCAAUGCACACGAGUCGGUAGAGAUGAUCGAUCUGAACAGUAAUUUUGGUGGCAUUGGCAAAUGUUUCCUGGCAUUUCUGCAAUAUCUUAGCACGCGAGCAUUCGAAGCAAAGAAACUGUUCAAUUUCUUAGUUCCCGAUAUGGGUUAUCCAUCAGUCUGGAAACGUGGCGAGUGGUUCGAGUUGCAUCGCGCAGCCAUUAAAACAUUCUAUCGUAUACUGUUCACCAGUCGGAUGGAUAUGUUGCCUGAAAGUGGACAAAUAUCUCUCUGUGAUUCCUCGGCAUAUCUCAUGACCGAAGCAGAACCAUUCGUUCUUGAAAUACCGAUGGAUUUAAGUAGCAGUGAUGAAGAAUUGGGAGAAAAGGUGCAGCGUUGCUCAAAUGUCCGUUAUUUACGGCUGAGGAGAAUUCCAGAACGAAAAAAUCGUGUAGUUAUAUCAGCAUAUGGUACACUCGAGUCGCUACAUCGUCUGCGCGACAUUCUUGCGGUGAAGCCAGCUCUGAGUGCGCGGGGAGAUACGAAAUCUUGCAACGAUAUGAUGCUUCGACAAGUAUACGAACGAAUUGUAGCUCUACCCUGA
Gongylonema pulchrum is the source of this 999-nucleotide messenger RNA. The record is from the annotation of a GenBank genome assembly. Lineage: Eukaryota; Metazoa; Nematoda; Chromadorea; Rhabditida; Gongylonematidae.